CUUAGACUGAUUCAAGAUGGCUGCGUAGUGCUUCGAAGUAACGCGGUUAAGAUGUCAACAUGUCACUUUUAAGAGCAUGUUCCUUCUUUAAGUGCGUCUCUCGGCGCAGUUUAUCAGAAAAAUGCGCAGUCGGGGUGUUUGUUGCGGAGUAUUGUCGACUGUGUAUGUCGGCGAGAAACGGUGCAGUGAGACGGAUAUCAGGAACUCCAUUUCACCUUCAAAGAAGAAAUGUUUUAUCUAUAUUCCCAAAGUCAGAUGAUGCAAAGAAACGUGUGCUUGAACAGUCUCAGUUGUUGGACGUUCUUGAGGCGAGAAUCCAGCAGCUCCAGUCUGACUUCGUUUUAGAUGUUCAGUUUAUUAAUGUUCCCUCCAGUGGAAGAGGCGUUUCAUCUGGUAGGACUCCCAGCAGGGGGUCACCUCAGCAAAAAAGUGACAAUGCCAAAUCCGGACAGAGUGCUACACAAGGAGCCUCCAAACAUCAGCCCAUCCGCUGGAUGGAAAAGUUAUCUCAGGAGGAGAAAAGUAAACUAAAGAGACAGCAGCGCCUUCAGCAGAAACUCCAGAAAAAACUCAAGAAAAGAUCACAAGAGACACUAACGAUUAAUCCUAUAGGUAGCAGCUUAAUCCCCCCUGGUACAACUAUGUCUUCAGCUUCAAGAGAGAGCAGAAGUGACAAGAAACUGUCAAGUGGACUUUCUGCUGCUGUUCCUUCACCAUUUGUUGAAAUAGCUGCUGCCGCAGGAAAAGCAGCAGCAGUGUCAAAGCAAGCAUCAAGACUAAAUCAGAGAGACUCAAAAACGAAGGUUUUUGAAAAAGGAGACAGUGAAAAGAGGAGUAUCGAUUCUCGGGGCAGGGAGGAGGGCCUGGCUGAGGUCAAGGAGCUUAAAAAACGUCUCAAUCAGCGAGUGCGUCCCAGGUCGUUUUCAGGUACCCCAGAGAUGCAGGAGCAGGGCAAUGCAAAAAGACCAUGUGAGGACAUCCAGUCUAGCAUCCGCUGUUACCUGGAGGCAUGCGUGUUUGUGGGGGAAAUUGAGCGCUCUCACAAUUUUCUGCUCAGUCAACACAGAACCGUGAAUCAACGUAAACAUCUCAACACGGAUGUUUACAACAUCGUAAUGAGGAUGUGGGCUAAGGAGGGCUCAUUACAUCAUGUUGGUAGCAUUUUUAUCCUGUUAGAAGAAGCUGGUCUGAAGCCAAACCGGGGCUCCUACGCUGCUGCUCUGGAGUGUAUGGGUCGUAGUCCAAACUGCUCACCAAAAGUCAUUACAAGGUGUUUAACACAAAUGGAGGUGGAUGGUAUCUCUGUAGAUGAGCUCUUCAGCCAAUGUGGGUUUCGACAAGACGAGAGGGACAUGCUGCUCAAAGCCAUUAACACCGUAUACCCCGGCUACAAACCCAGCCUGAACCUGCACACAGACCUGUGUUCUUCACCUCUGGUUCAGGACUUCUACACACAGAGGGAACACCACACCUAUCCCAAACUUGUCUUCACUCAAGCGGAGCUCCGGGAGCGUUUCAAGCGUCAGCUCAGUGUGGAGCGGGCCUGUACUGUCACCAUUGAUUCUGUGGAAGCUGCCAUGCCCGUCACUGCAAACAUGGCCAAAAUGAGGGGCCUGCUGGCAGAGCAGCGGGCGCAGUGGCAGAAGAUUCUCCUGCAGGCCCUCAGGGAGAGCAAGAUGAUCCUGGCUGAAACCAACACCAAGAACUACAGGCCUAACCUCUAUCCCUAUCUGUGUCUGCUGGAGGAUAGGGAGUAUGUUGACAUUAUGAUACAGAGUGUUUCCAACAUGCCUCCUAGUGGGGAAUUGCUGAAAGUCUUGGCCAGAGAUUUGGGAAACAGGGUCUACGCGAAGUAUUGUGUGCAACAAAAGUACCGGAAUGAGACUGUGGAAAAGCUGGGAACUAUUUAUGAUGCUUACACAGGACUUCUGGCUAAAGAUACCGAGGAGUGCAUCACCCUUCCCAGGGAGCAGUGGUGUAAACUGGAGGUGGAGCAGAGCUCGGGGCCGUCGCUGCAGGGAGGCGAAACGAGCUGGUCUCACAUCCUAACUCUUCAGCUGGGCACCUACAUGAUGGAUCUGAUGGUGAAGAACCUCAAAAUCAACAGUGACAUCCUGAACCCGGAGCACAACAGGACGCUCAUCCCCAUCCUCUACCACAUGUACACCUUCCGCAGCAUCAAACAGGUUGGCUUCAUCAAACCCCACCCCAUCCUGACUCAAAUGCAACAGGAGGCUGUGGAGAACAAGCUCACCUUUGAUUCCUACGUGAUGCCGAUGCUAUGCCCUCCUGUGCCUUGGACUUCCUUCAAGUUUGGAGCGUAUCUUCUCACACCGACUAAACUGAUGCGCAGCACGGAUGGAGCCACCCAGCAUGACCUGCUGCUGGAGAAAUGCCAGGACCUCCAUGCAGUCUUUGACUCCUUGAACCAGUUAGGAAACUGUGCCUGGAAGAUUAGUAAACCGAUUCUGGACACCAUUAUCUCGAUCUUUAAUGAUCGUGGUUCUGAAAAGCUGGACAUCCCUCCACCGCUGUCAGAAGCCCCUAAAAUCCCCCACUUCAACCCUCAGGACCCCACUUACACAUCCAGCGAGAAAGCCCUCAUGAAAAAGGAGGCGAUCAAUGCCAGAAAGAAAUAUGGCGAGAUGCACAGCCUGCGUACGGAUGCUCUCUAUAAACUCUCCAUUGCUCAUCACAUGCGCGAUGAGAUCUUCUGGUUCCCUCACAACAUGGACUUCAGGGGACGCACCUACCCAUGUCCUCCUUACUUCAAUCACCUUGGAAGUGAUGUGACACGGGCGAUGCUCGUGUUUGCAGAGGGGAAGCCUCUCGGUCCAAAAGGCCUGGACUGGCUGAAGAUCCACUUAGUCAACCUGACGGGGUUAAAGAAGAGGAGCUCACUGCAGGGACGUCUGGACUACGCCAACACUAUAAUGGAAGACAUCCUGGACUCUGCAGACAACCCUUUGAAUGGUAAGAAGUGGUGGAUGGAAGCAGACGAGCCAUGGCAGGCGCUGGCCUGCUGCAAGGAGAUAGCCAACGCAGUCAGAUCACCUGAUCCAUCCCAGUUCAUCUCUCAUUUCCCUGUCCACCAGGAUGGCUCCUGUAACGGUCUCCAGCACUAUGCUGCCCUUGGCAGAGACACUAUUGGUGCCACGUCAGUCAACCUGGUGCCCUGUGAAGUGCCCCAGGAUGUGUACAGCGGAGUAGCACAGCAGGUGGAGGAGCUGAGAGCUAAAGAUGCAAAGAAAGGCCUGAAGAUCGCCCAGGUGCUGGAGGGCUUCAUCAACAGGAAGGUGGUGAAGCAGACAGUGAUGACUGUGGUGUACGGAGUCACUCGCUUUGGGGGACGCCUGCAGAUACAGAAAAGGCUAAAGGAGACUGAUGAAUUCCCCCAGGAGCAUGUUUGGGAAGCAUCUCAUUAUCUGGUGCGUCUGGUCUUCAACGGCUUAAAGGAGAUGUUUACGGGGACCAGAGAGAUCCAGGAUUGGCUGACAGAAAGUGCCAGGCUUAUCUCCAAGUCUGGCCACACUGUGGAGUGGGUGACGCCCCUGGGUUUACCCAUCAUUCAGCCUUACCACCGCAAACGCCGCCAAUUGCUGAAGAGCACCAUACAAAACAUAUACCUCGAAAUCACCCAUGACACCACAGAGAUGCCUGACACCGUUAAGCAGAAGAACGCGUUCCCGCCUAACUUCAUCCACUCUUUGGACUCCACACACAUGAUGCUGACUUCGCUCCACUGCUACAGUGCCGGCCUGACAUUCGUCUCGGUUCACGACUGCUUUUGGACCCAUGCCCUCACCGUGGACACCAUGAACAAGGUCUGCCGGGAACAGUUUGUGGCCCUCCACAGCCAGCCGAUUCUGCAGAUGCUGUCCAAAUUCCUGCUGCAUAAAUACUGCGCAGAACCCCCGACUGAAGUCAAGAGCAAGAAGUAUCAGGAGUACAAGAUGUUGAUGUUGCUGCUGGCCAACGUUCCCCGGACAGGUGAUUUUGAUGUCCAGCAGGUAAAAGAAUCCACUUACUUCUUCAGCUGAGCGGGUGAGCCAGCACCGAGAGAUGAGUGGAAUUGACAGUGAGCAGCAGGGAGGCUGCAGGCCCCAGAGUCUGGAUGGGGUUUUGUCUCCAGACAGACACGAGGACAUUGAUCUGGCCAUGCCCUGCCUGCCUCCUGCUGCCUUCAACUGGAGCUGCUGAAGACGUUCGCACACAGCGACCUCACCUGAUUAACUGACUUGUAGACUGAUGGAAUGGUGGGUGGGCGACUCAUCCAGGCGAAAAAUGAGAGACGGCAUCGGAUGGGAAUGCUAAGACUUCAAUUACUGAAAAAACACGUCUGAUGGCAGAUACUUAGGUUAAUAUGUGUGACAUUUGCUGUAAUGAAUCACGUGUGAACUUCUGCUCCUCAGUUGCACUGAGAAGAAACUUUUUGUUGCCGGAAACUGAUUGUGCGUGAGUUUUAAAUCUGUAAAAACCUCCAGGAGCUGACCCGCCUCUACAGCCAUCCCACCCAAUCAUCCGUCGCCUAUAGCAUGCUCUUCGACACAAACGUCUUCAAAAAAGAGACUUUUUAAAUGAAGUUAGGUUGUUUUGUUUUGUUUUUUUCUACUGAACCAGCGAUACGCGACCCUGACGCAGGAGAAAUUAUGAGUCAAAGGUCUCUGAUAUAACAGUUUCCCUGAAAUAAACACGCUUCUUAAAAUCUCUCUUUAUUCAUUCAGGUCUAAAGAAAAACAAGCUGUUAUUCUUAGCGUGCCUAAGUGGGUUGAGUGAGACAGCCUGUUAUUUAGCCAUAUCUGCAUAUUUCCAUUUUGCUGUGUACCGUGAGAUGAAGGCCGCCUGUUAGAUGCGCCAACAAAGGCUUCGCAGGCUUCACUAAUCAACUCGGAUCUUAUUUUUCUGGGCCAGCGCCACAUCCAGAAGUAAAAAUAGCAAAAGUGCUAUCUGAUCGUGGCUGGAGACGUUACAGCAGCUUCAGACAAAAGGUGUUGCUGAUGUUCAGAGGCAAAGCGCCGGCGCCACCAAACAAAACUGGCUGAGCGACAAUGUAAUGAAACAGAAAUAGUCUUGGAGGGGGCAUAAACUGGGCUUAUCAGACUGUGGGGGUUUAAAUGAUUUGCAUGGCCCCGUCAUCUAUGAUGUGACGGAGAUGUAAGUUUGAUCCAUAGACAUGCAUAUUCGUUUCUGGACGGAGCAACGCCCAUUCCUCUCAUAUUUCUAAAUGUUUGAAAAUGGGAGGUUCCCGCCACCGCCAUUUUGGCCGAGUCACGUCUCGUCAUGCCCAGACAAUCCAAAGAUGAGAAAGGGUGGGAACAAAUGAGCCACUGUUGCUUACUAUCUAGCUGAGCUAACCCCCAAAGCUAGACGGAGCUCCGGGGCAGCCGGCCUGUGAGACGGUGUGAGGCUGUGUUCAUGCCGGUCGUCUAAUACGGAUUGUUAAAAAUUAGGGCUGAACAAUUUAGAAAAAUUAUCUAAUAGCGAUAUUUUUUCUUCAAUAUUGCUAUUGCCAUUUAAAUUGUGAUUAUUUUCUCAAGGGGCUUUUUGCGUAUUUUUCAACUAACACAAGCAAAGCUAUUCAUCAGUGUAUUACUAUAAACAAUAUAGAAUGUAUUUUGCAUACAUUAUUCAGCUCUGUCAGUGAUCUUUGCCAGCUGAAAGUUUGCUUACUGGAAGCUGAAGCACGGGCAGCUAGCAUUUUAGCCAUGCAACUGUCGCGUACGGUGGUGUGAUGUGUUUUAGGUGUUGAUAAAGGUUUAUAGUGUUACCUUGUGAGGUAGAGACAUUAGCAAGUCAGGUUCUGCACAAUACCUGACGUUGUGCAGCAUCUUCUUUUUUAUAGCCAAAAUAUUUCCACACACCUGAUGUGCUAGUCCUCUUUGGUACCCAACUUUGUGCAGCGUUGGAUUCUGUUGAACCUGAGGCUAUUUUAUAACCAGUUCAAGCGCAGCAUUUCCCUGCCUUGUUUGAGAUGCUCGCAAGUCACGUGACUUUCCCGGGUCUCGUGACCAGUCAAAUCGCAACCUUUGCGAUUAACAAAUCUCAUUUGUAACAUUGCGUAUGCAGUUAAUCGCUCAGCCUUAUUAAAAUUACAAACAGAGCCUCAGACCGCUGCGAUCAGAGCCCUGGCAAUUUUAACAUUGUUAAAUACAUUAAAAUAAACAGUUUGAAAUUAGCUAGAGUUUAUAUAAAUGUCUUUGACUGAUUACAGUGUAGCGUAAUGGUUGAUGGCUCUUUUAUGAAAGAUGAACCAUUCUACAUAAUAAUCUGGAAUAUUAAUUUUUACAAACUAAUAACCAAAUGUUAUAGAGAUAAGAAGACUCAAAGGUUGUUUUCAUCGAUAAACUGACGAUCAUAUCCGUUUGUCUGUGUUUCAGUUCAAUGAAAAGUUUAAGACUCUGUUUUAUUAUGACUAGACUGUGGGUUGAAGUCCUUCUUCUGGAGACCAGGUGUUCGGUUGUUGUAGAAUUCUUCAGACUUGCUGGCGGCAAAGGUCUUGAUCUGUGGGUGAAGGUGCUGCGUGACCCAGCAUUGGCCCAGCCGGGCAAUUACGACCUUUGGCACAGAAAACCCAUACUUCCUCACGUUACAACAGGUAGUUUUCAAUGCAUAAACAGGUGUAACAUUUAAUUGAAAAAGGUUUAGAUAAACAUUCAGUGUGGGGUGCUUAGACCACCUUCUGGCAGUGUCUACAGUUAGAGGUCAAUAAACCUUCAAAAUAAAAUUAUGGAUUGAGUAUAUUGAUUCAUAUUUUGCAUCUAAAUGUGCCAUUAACUGUGAGUCAACAUUUUUUAGAUUUGGGUGGUUACUAUAAGUUAUCAACUCACAUUUUACAUCUGCAACAAAAAUAAAAGUAAAAAUACAGGACGGGAGCACUCUGGUCUCUAAUUAUUCCUUUCAUGCUAGCAGGACCGAUGUUUCAACACUAGUGUGUC
This is a messenger RNA of Nothobranchius furzeri (turquoise killifish), 6935 nucleotides long. RefSeq names its product polymerase (RNA) mitochondrial (DNA directed) (gene polrmt). The record is from RefSeq and is a predicted model, not a curated record. Gene Ontology annotation, biological process: mitochondrial transcription. NCBI's taxonomy places the organism in Eukaryota, Metazoa, Chordata, Actinopteri, Cyprinodontiformes, Nothobranchiidae. Gene Ontology annotation, cellular component: mitochondrial DNA-directed RNA polymerase complex. Gene Ontology annotation, molecular function: protein binding; DNA-directed RNA polymerase activity; mitochondrial promoter sequence-specific DNA binding.